AUGUCCCAAGUGGACAUGAUUCUACCGGUAUCCUACUUUACUGACAGCCCAGCCCACUGCGCACAAUCCUCGGCAUGGAAGACACAACGCACAGCGGGAACGGCCGCGCCACCAUCAUCCCCUCCCGGCAUCGCGUCACAGGACAACCCUGGUCGGAUGGGUAGAUGUACGCGCCGCCUUUCGAGCUCCAGCCUGCCGGACUUCAUUUUGACCGUGCUAAUUGCCUCCAGCGGGGGUGGCACGUUCUCCUCAUCCGCACAGGGUCCCGAUGCGCGAAGGUUCGCUACUCCCUGCUAUACGCUCCCAUUCGAUGCCUCCUGGCCCGCAAUACCCCCCGUCGCCUCGUUGGCCCUGUCCAAGAAGGAUCGCAGCCAUAUCAAACCUGAUAUGAUACGAGGGCACGAAUCUUAUCGGGCGCUGAUCCCACAUCCCGCCCUAUUCUCGGGUGGUCUUCAUUGUCUGGACGCGUACCUAACCCUGGCUGUGUAUCUCACUGCUCGCGCAGCAGGAAGCUUGCCGCUACUUCCUUUGUCCCCUCCGCGCUCCUGGCCUUGGCCGUACCGCACCGAAGAUCGUCGACGAGGAUUCACCGGCAGCCAGACAGUUCGGCUCCUGUAUAUGCGGGCCCUAGGUGCACCCCGGUUGAUGCUCUCGCGCACGGUAUUCCUGGACGUGGACCAGGUUUGGCCAUCGCGGGAGAGUUCGGACCCUCCUGAUGGCCCCCGCUUCCUGAAGUCGCUUGCGUUUUGGCAAGGUUCUGGUGAAUGGCAUGUCAUCACGCAGGUGGGUAUGCAGGGACCUGAGGCUCUGGGCGGCUACCGGAUGGGUUGGUCCGCAGUUCUGCCUGUCACUUGCCAGGAGAAAGUGGAAUCACUCCGCGCAUCGAAGACGUCAGAUCGCAUCUCCGCCACCCUUCGAGGAGAGACGCAGCGCAGCACUGGCAGACUCCAGCUGGGGAUCCCCGUGAUGCGUGGUGAUGGAGAGAGGAGCCAUCUCGGGAUGUACCUAAAUAUUCCUCGUGCCCCCUGGCACUGCAAUACUUUGUGA
Molecule: messenger RNA, 1047 nt
Organism: Gloeophyllum trabeum ATCC 11539
Lineage: Eukaryota; Fungi; Basidiomycota; Agaricomycetes; Gloeophyllales; Gloeophyllaceae
Exons: 11
Coding region: 1-1047 (348 amino acids)
Source: RefSeq, a predicted model, not a curated record